UAUCGAAAUUUAACCGUCACUAAUCCAUCUGUGUGCGGAAAAAAAUUAUUUGGGUUUUCUUGGUAAAUUAGUUAGCAAUAAUGAAUCUGAUAAGCGGCAUAAAGUUAUACAUUGAGAAAAUGUGCGCUGAGUCGGGACCCGGCAUGAAAAUUAUCCUGCUCGACAAGGAAACGACCAGUAUAAUUUCGAUGGCCUUUAGUCAGUCGGACAUGUUGCAACGGGAGGUUUACCUUUUCGAACGGUUGGACUCUGGAAGAUCUAACGAGCGGUUGAAGUACCUAAAGUGCAUCGUCUUUAUACGCCCCACCAAGCAGAAUAUCCAGCUCCUGGCCAACGAGCUGCGGAAUCCCAAAUACAGCGCCUACUACAUAUAUUUCAGCAACAUCAUACCCCGGACAGACAUCAAGUACUUGGCAGAGUGUGACGAAUCCGAGUCGGUACGGGAAGUAAAAGAGCUGUAUGCGGACUACCUCUGCGUUAAUCCCAAUUUAUUCUCCUUGAGCAUACCCAACUGCAUGGCCAACCUUAACUGGUUGCCGGAUGCACUUACACGUAGCAUGCAGGGUAUCACAGCAGUGCUACUCUCCUUGAAAUUAAACCCAGUAAUUCGUUACCGAGCGGGCUCCCAGGCAGCUCAGCUUUUGGCCAAGCUGAUUUACGAGCAGAUAACCAAAGAGUCCUCCCUGUUCGACUUUCGAUCAAACAUGGAUGGUGCUGCACCCCCGCUACUGCUCGUGCUGGACCGUAGAGAUGACCCAGUGACGCCGCUACUGCAUCAGUGGACAUACCAAGCCAUGGUCCAUGAGCUUUUGCAUAUCAAAAACAAUCGAUUGGACCUGUCCAAUCGCCCUAACGUACCAAAGGACUUCAAGGAGCUGGUUUUGUCCGGUGAUCAGGAUGAGUUUUAUGGAAACAACAUGUACGCGAACUAUGGCGAGAUUGGAUCCACCAUUAAGCAACUAAUGGAGGAAUUUCAGCGCAAGGCCAAUGACCACAAGAAGGUGGAGAGCAUAGCGGACAUGAAGAACUUUAUUGAGUCGUAUCCGCAGUUUAAGAAAAUGUCCGGAACCGUGCAGAAGCAUUUGUGUGUAAUUGGCGAACUUUCGGCGCUAAGUAACAAGCGAAAUCUUUUCGAGGUCUCCGAGCUUGAGCAGGAGAUUGCCUGCAAGGCGGAACACUCGGCCCAGCUGCAGCGCAUUAAGAAACUGAUUGCAGAUGAGCGUAUGUCCAUCGAUGAUGCUCUCAAGCUUGUUGCCCUUUAUGCGUUGCGGUACGAGCGACAUGCCAAUUGCGACACAUCCGGAUUGCUGCAGAUUAUCAAGUCGCGAGGGGGUCGAGCUGCUGUAGUGCCGUCGCUGAUCGAGUAUGCUGGAACUCAUGUCCGCCAGGGAGAUCUCUUUAAUAUGGUGCGAAUCACGGAUGCCGUCAAGCUAACCCGAAAUCUGAUUAAAGGCCUUAAGGGUGUGGAGAAUGUCUUUACUCAGCACACGCCACUACUUAAGGAGACACUCGAGGAUGUUUUUAAGGGUCGUGAGUUAGAUCCUCUCUUCCCGGCCAUAAAUUCUGAGCUCGUACCAUUCCGACGACCACCGCAGGAAGUGGUGGUCUUUAUUAUUGGUGGAGCCACGUACGAGGAGGCUUUAGCCGUACAUCAGUUAAAUAAUGCUGGCUAUAGGGUCAUCCUUGGUGGCACCACCAUUCAUAACUCCCAGAGCUUUAUCCAAGAGGUCAUCGCCGCCACUAGUGGUAUCCAAUUUAAGCACACUAAAUCCAUGAUCAAAUACUGUUCUACGGAUAAUAUUUAAAUAAUUUUUCAAAUAGCCCCAAUUAUAUUGUUAACUAUUUAUUAACUACAUAUGCAUGUGCAUAAUCCCUCUAUAUACUUCAUAGUUGCAAAAUUGUUUAAAAGAUUUCGAAGAUUUAACUUUUAUGCUCUUUUAGCUUUACUUUAUCUGAUUUCCGGUAAGUUUUUAAUUUCGGAAAACGAUGGGUUUUAUUACUAAGCUUAUUCCAUUAAAAUCCAUUGAGAUACAUAAUCCUUUAAGCAUAUUCCAUGUAAUAUAUCUGUAAACAUAUUUAUUGAUGUUCUCGAGAGAAACUUAAGGCAACGCCUUUGACGAAAUGUAUUAUAUUCAACUAUAUAUAUGUAAAAAAAUA
Molecule: messenger RNA, 2157 nt
Organism: Drosophila eugracilis
Lineage: Eukaryota; Metazoa; Arthropoda; Insecta; Diptera; Drosophilidae
Gene: Vps45
Product: vacuolar protein sorting-associated protein 45
Exons: 3
Coding region: 81-1805 (574 amino acids)
Biological process (GO): intracellular protein transport; vesicle-mediated transport
Cellular component (GO): Golgi membrane
Source: RefSeq, a predicted model, not a curated record